AUGACGCGAGGACGAGGAGCCCGCCCGCUGGUGGGCCUAGCGCUGCUGCUGCUCGCAGGCGCCGCGUCUGCACAGCCACUCAUGUCCCAGGCGGGCGACCUGCUCAUGAUGCUCACCAAAGCCAUCGACACCGUCCGCGACUUCCGCAACUCCACCGUCCCCGCCGGCAGCAAGGGCGCCGGCGGCGCGGCGGGCGCCAACCUGCCGGGCCCGAUCAGCAGCGAGCCCUUCUCCGCACGGAUCCUAAAGCUCAAGGUCGGCGGCGGCAACACGUAUGAGUGGAACGUCGCGUCGCUGGCGUUCCCGCGGAACAUCACCGUGGGCGGUAGCGAGGCCGCGCAGGUGACGUUUAAGACGCGGUACUCGCGCAGCCCGGCCGCGUACGUCCCCUACUUCCUCAAGGGAACGCUGGAGCUGCGCAACCUGAGGAAUGACGCCGUCAAGCUGCAGGGCCCGGUCAAGGUCCUUGUGACCCUCCGCCGCGCUCCUGGCGUAACAACCGGCCCUGCUGUCCUGGAGACCACCCACUACGCCUCGUGCGGCAAGUCCGCCCCCACCAAAGUCGCCGCCAGGAGGAACGGCGGCAGGGCCGGCAUCACCAGGUGCAACUUCGAGGCCGCCCUGCCGCAGGCGCUGCUGAUGACGCGCGCCGCAGAGGCUGCACUGGCGGACGCCCUCGGCGCCAGCGCCGGCGCCGGCGGCGCCGCGCUGCCGGACGCUGAGGCGGCCGCCAAGUCGAUCAGCUCCAAGGCGGACGCCUUCUCGCCCGAGGCCGCCAUCGUGGUGCAGGCGCUGCCCCAUUUCGCAAAGGGCCCCAUGGCACUCAACCAGCCGUACAAGGCGGCGUUCGGCAUCCCCGAGGGCGCCUGCGUCGCCGUCGGCGAGAAGAUCGCCGGCGCCCUCUCCCGCUUCAUCCAGCCGACAGGCUCCUUCCUGCCCUCUGGAGUGCGCGUGGCGUGCGAGGCCGGGGCGUCCCGCACAUCUGUUGCCAAGCUGGGCGGCUUCGAUGCGUCGGCGUGCGGCGCCCACCCGCUGACGCUCACGCCCUUUGGAAUCCCUGUCGAUGCCGAGGAUGCCGGAAAGGCCGUGAUCAACGUCGUCGGCUGCAACAGGACCCUGCUGGGCCGCCCUGACGUGGUGCUCACCAAGCUGGAGGCGGUGCGUGUCUACAACCACACCUGGUCCGUCGCCACCCAGGUCACGCCGCAGCUGAACCGCACCGCAAAGCUCGGGGCCGAAGCCGAGGCGGCGGCGGCGGCCGGCGGCACGCUGGUGCUGGCGGCCAACGGGUACGCGUCGGCGGACUACACCAUGACGAUCACCAAGAACCCUGUAAUUGACCUUGGGAACCGCAUCAGGGGCGAAGUGGCAAUCACCACCACCUCCAUGGUGCCCGAGCUGCUCCCCACUGGCUCAGUGCGGAUCGCCGUGACCUCCCCCGGCUACAACGCCACGUACCUCGACGCAAAGUGCCCGCCCGUCGUCGGGCCCGGCGGCGCCAAGUGCACAUUCGACGCCCCCUGGUCUGCCACCAAGAUUGGAUCCGUCCAGGCCCAGCUCAAGUCGCUCGCGGCGUCGUCUUUCGACGUCAACAGCGGGACCAAGCGCCCCUUCGACUUCUCCAGCCCCCAGAUAAUAGAUCUGGGCGCCUGUGUCAACGUGGACCGUGCCUACCUCGGGGAGUCCGACGUCGCUGCCGCCCCCAGUGCGGGCGGCGCCAAGAAGCCGCCGCCGCUGAACAACCUCGUCAACGGCGUGGACGCCCUGCUUGGGGCCGUGCGCGUCGACCUGACGCGCUACGGCUUGCCCAAGGACACUUUUGGCGAGCUGCUUGGACUUGGGGCCCCCAAGGUUGACGACGCCUCGCGCCGCCGCCUCAUGGCAUCAUUGGAUCCAGAGGCCAACCGCGCCGACGCGGCCGCGCAGCUUGCGCCCGCGCUGCACCCGCUCAAGCUGCUGUCCGGCGCUGCGCCGCCGCCACCUGGCUCGGGCUCGCCGCUGCGCAUCUGCAAGUCCCAGGUGCUCUCCUGGACAGAGCAAUUUGGCGGCGUUGGAGAUUCGCAGUGUGCCACUGUGUUCAGCGCGUCCCAGGCGCUCAGCGUGUCCCCCAACGGCACCGCUGCUGGCGCGCAGCCCCCCAUCGUCCGCAGCAUUGGCCUGCCCGUCCUGGUCGCCGGCUGCGAUAUGAAGCCAGCCGCUAAGCUGCUCGCGCUGCGCGCGACUGCGACCAAGGCCUACUCCUGGACUGUCUCGAACAAGUACCUGGACAAGAAGUUCAACGUGCCGCAGUCCAACCCCAACCCCGUGGUCGCGCGGUACAGCGUGGCCUUCAACCGCACCAGCAGCCUCACCAACUACACACUGGAACCAGCGGUCGUGCUGCUCAACCACUUUGCGGCCAAGCUCCCGGUGUCCGCCGUCUACGCGACCAUCCGCCUCGACGACGCGCCCAACGCGCAGCUGACCGCCAAGCUUGUCUGCAAGGGCCAGUCUGAGAGCGGCGCCCUUGUCCUGCCCGCUGCCGCGUCGGCGUCCGAGCCCGUGCCCGUCGGGUGCGUCGGCUCGAUCCAGCUGCCCGGCCCCUCGGCGACCGGCACCAUCGUUAUCACGACGGAGACCCCCAAGAGCGGCAACGUCACCUCGGACCCCAGCCGCUUCGACCUGCAGGGGGCGCCCGUGGACGUCACCGCCGAGAAGGGCAAGUGCAUCACGGUGGAGGGCGGCUUCUCUGACGCAGUCAAGAACGGCGUGCUGGGCAUCCGCCCCGUCAGGACAAACGGGCCCGCCAUCAUCGGGACGCAGGAGCUGUGUGAGCCCCGCAAGCUGGGCUUCAGCGCCGAGUUCGGCCCCUUCACAGACGGCUCCUGCGGCAACUUUGUGGGCCGCUACGUGGUCAGCAUCCUCGGCCUGGGCAAGACCUCCUCGUCCUCCGCACUCAUCACAGUCCACAGCUGCAAGAAGUGA
This is a messenger RNA of Monoraphidium neglectum, 2964 nucleotides long. RefSeq lists its product as hypothetical. Bases 1 to 2964 code for a protein of 987 amino acids. The transcript has 5 exons. The record is from RefSeq and is a predicted model, not a curated record. NCBI's taxonomy places the organism in Eukaryota, Viridiplantae, Chlorophyta, Chlorophyceae, Sphaeropleales, Selenastraceae.